Talpa occidentalis (Iberian mole) is the source of this 5618-nucleotide messenger RNA. RefSeq names its product E2F transcription factor 7 (gene E2F7). Gene Ontology annotation, biological process: regulation of transcription by RNA polymerase II. Gene Ontology annotation, cellular component: RNA polymerase II transcription regulator complex. NCBI's taxonomy places the organism in Eukaryota, Metazoa, Chordata, Mammalia, Eulipotyphla, Talpidae. Gene Ontology annotation, molecular function: RNA polymerase II cis-regulatory region sequence-specific DNA binding; DNA-binding transcription factor activity, RNA polymerase II-specific. The transcript is spliced from 13 exons. Bases 190 to 2925 code for a protein of 911 amino acids. The record is from RefSeq and is a predicted model, not a curated record.
GCGCUGGGGCAGCCUGGUGGCCUCGGGGUCCCCGCUGGCGCUUGGCGCGCGGAACCGGGGUCUGCACGCCUCCUUCUCCCCACCCGAUGUCGCCGCCCGGAUGCUGAUCGCCUCGCCCUGCUGAUCGCACGCGGGUGUGGGGCUGUGGAGGUCCCCCAGGAGGCAGGAAACACCCUUUGCAAAGCGGGAAUGGAGGUAAAUUGUUUAACACUAAAAGACCUGAUCAACCCCAGGCAACCCAGACUAGAUUUUGCAAUUGAAGAUGGGGAAAAUGCACAAAAGGAAAAUAUAUUUGUUGAUCGAUCAAGGAUGACCCCGAAGACUCCAAUAAAAAAUGAACCAAUUGAUUUAUCGAAGCAAAAAAUUUUCACUCCAGAAAGAAAUCCCAUCACUCCAGUUAAGCUUGUUGACAGACAGCAGGUGGAACCGUGGACGCCUACCGCUAACCUGAAGAUGCUCAUUAGUGCUGCCAGCCCAGACAUCAGAGACCGGGAGAAGAAAAAGGAACUGUUCAGACCCAUCGAGAACAAGGAUGAUGCGUUUACAGACUCUCUGCAGCUUGAUGUUGGGGACAGUGCUGUGGAUGAAUUUGAAAAGCAAAGGCCAAGCAGAAAACAGAAAAGUUUAGGACUCCUGUGCCAGAAGUUUCUAGCUCGCUAUCCAAGUUAUCCCUUGUCAACUGAGAAAACUACCAUCUCCCUAGAUGAAGUUGCUGUCAGUCUUGGUGUUGAAAGGAGACGUAUUUAUGAUAUUGUAAAUGUGCUGGAGUCACUGCACCUGGUCAGCCGGGUAGCCAAGAAUCAGUAUGGCUGGCAUGGACGUCAUAGCCUUCCCAAAACCCUGAGGAACCUCCAGAGACUAGGAGAGGAGCAGAAAUAUGAAGAGCAGAUGGCACACCUUCAACAGAAAGAGCUAGACCUGAUGGAUUAUAAAUUUGAAGAACGUAAAAAAGAUGGCUAUCUAGAAUCCCAAGAUCAACAGCUACUGGAGUUCUCUGAACCUGACUAUCCCUCUUCAUCUGCAAAUAGUAGAAAAGACAAGUCUCUGAGAAUUAUGAGCCAGAAGUUUGUCAUGCUCUUCCUUGUCUCCAAAACCAAGAUUGUUACCCUUGAUGUGGCUGCCAAAAUACUGAUAGAAGAAAGCCAAGAUACUCCAGACCAUAGCAAAUUUAAAACAAAGGUACGACGCCUCUAUGACAUAGCCAAUGUUCUGACCAGCUUGGCCCUGAUAAAGAAAGUGCAUGUAACAGAAGAACGAGGCCGUAAACCUGCCUUCAAAUGGAUCGGGCCUGUGGACUUCAGUUCUAGUGAUGAGGAACUUGUGGAUGUUUCUGCAUCUGUCUUACCAGAACUGAAAAGAGAAUCAUAUGGCCAUAUUCAGGUCUGUGCAAAACAAAAGCUGGCUCGACAUGGUUCUUUUAACACAGUUCCGAGUUCUGAGAGGAUUCAGAGAAAAGUGAACUCCGAACCCAACAGCCCUUACAAAGAACAAGGAUCAGGUGGUUACUCCUUAGAAAUUGGAAGUCUGGCAGCUGUCUACAGACAGAAAAUAGAACACAGUUCACAGGAGAAGCCAUUUACCAGUAAGAAAGUGAUGCCUCCAUCAAGCAGCCUGGACCCUGCUCCUCCCAUGCCUGUCCUCCCUAUUGACUCAGAUUAUUGUGCUAAUCCUUUAGCCAACCAAGUAUUUUCUGUGGCACAAAUGGACUUGCAGGCCUUCUCCACACACAGUGGUCUAAAUGGACAAGUAGGCUCCUUGCUCACUUCUGCAAACUCGGAUGUGGAGAACCUGAAGCCAGCCUUGCUGGCCGGCCAGCCCUUGGUGUACGUGCCCUCCACCUCACUGUUCAUGCUGUAUGGGAACCUACAGGAGGGGCCGUCCCCAGGGUCGGGGUCGGGGUCAGAGAGGGACAGCAGGAGCUCGGAAGUCCUAACAACAACAGAGUCGUCAUGCACACCCUCGGUUCAGAAGCGCCUCAGUGAGGAGAGGAAGUCUCAGGAGGAGGAGGAGCCGGCCACCAAAAGACAAAGUCGGGACUAUGAAGAUGGUCCUCUGUCCCUUGUUAUGCCCAAGAAACCCUCAGAUUCCACAGACAUUGCCUCUGCCGAGAUCCUAGGGAGCAGGGGGUCUGCGCCCCUCGAAGAUAUUCACACGAAUGGCCACCUUUCUGCUGCAAGGGAGUUUUUAGGAACGGCUACAACAAACGGCUUCGUUUCUUCUGACUGGGGAGAUCCCUUAAGAAACACAGAGAUUGAAAAGCCUUCCAAAGAAAAUGAAAGCGCCAAAGAGCCCUCUUUGCUGCAGUAUCUUUAUGUGCAGUCACCUGCCGGAUUAAAUGGUUUCAACGUGCUCUUAUCUGGCAGUCAGCCCACCCAUGCUGUGGGGCCAUCCUCAGGUCAGCUGCCGUCCCUCGGAGUUCCUUGCAUGGUCUUACCAUCUCCGACACUGGGCCCUUUUCCUGUUCUCUAUUCUCCCACUGUGCCAGGGCCACUUACCUCUGCUCCUGGCUCUCUCCCAAACACGGGACCUGUGAAUUUUGGCUUGCCUGGCCUUGGAUCAACAGCUCAUCUUCUCAUCAGCCCAGCAGCCAUGGUUAAUCCAAAAUCAUCCACACUCACUUCUGCGGACCCGCAGCUUCAGGGUCAGUGCUCACUUAACCUGAGUCCAGUGAUAUCCAGAUCACACCAUAUCAUCCAGCCCGAAUCCCCCGUCUUUGGGGGACAUCCAGCCUCUGUAGUAAAAUUACAACAGUCACCAGUUCCAGUGACUCCCAAGAGCAUCCGACGCUCACAUCGUGAGACAUUUUUCAAGACGCCUGGCAGCCUGGGAGACCCUGUCCUUAGGAGAAGAGAAAGGAAUCAGUCACGAAACAACAGCUCAGCACAGAGGAGACUCGAAAUACCCAGCAGCAACGGGGCUGAUUAACCUGACAUUUUGCCAGGCAGAGAUGGGAUUAAACCACCUGAAUUUCCCUGUUUCACAGGUCAUCUCCUAACACUGAACAACAGAGAAUAAAAAGCACACUAUCCAGUCUUCAACACACAUCCGCCAUAUCUGUCUUCCACUGUUUCUAAUGUUAACUUUCCAUUAUCAUGAAUCAUCUAUUUUCCUGAAAGUAAUUGUUAUUAAUUGUGCAUUUAACCCAGUUAGAGUCCAGCCCGUGCACGGUGUCACAGUGAAAGCACCAACUGACUGUUGAGGUUUUCCUUCAAGAAUCUUCUUACUGCUACAAGUAGAUCUGAACAGGCUGCUGGAGCCUUGCAGUUUUUCUGAAGGGGGCGAGGGCCUGUCUAGCACUUAAAUAGGGUGAGCAUUCUUGACAUGUAUUUCCACUCACCCUGAGUACAUCUGUGGUGAGAGAAACUUCCUUUCUGAGGUUUAAAAGAGCUACUGCUUCCUUCGGCUUCAUCAGGAAGCCAACUUCAGUUGUGAAUCCUAUGGUAUUAUUUAUUUUGUUCCUGAAAUGGGAUUUAGUGCAAGAAGUUUACAGCUACAGCAAAACACAUAUUUUUCAGGGUAUGACGGGUUGAAUGUUUAUACUUUUUUCUAGAAGUUGCCUUGCACUUACUUUACAACCUAGUAAUAAUGUGGAUAAACAUAUAUUCAUGACAAAAUGUCAAGACCAAAACAACUGUGAAAGACACACCUGCUAUAAUGAACUGUGCUAACCCUAUUGGGGCAUGAGAGCAAAGAUGAAUUCUAGCAGCCCAACAGCUGCCUCUCCAAUACCUAUGUGAGCAAUGAGUUUUCCAAUGCAUUGGCAAAAAAUCCUUCCAUGCUCGAUUCCCUUCACUACGUGCCCCUGUGGCUUUUUAUUUAAAUGUUAACUGUAGAGUAUUAGGUAUGGAUGCCUUCUGACAAUUGCUGGUUAUUGAAGAAAUCAAGAUGGUAGAAAAUAAUUAUAUGGAAAAUUGGAACCUGGAUGGAACCUUUUUGUAGAAUUCUGAAGAGUAACGAUGUAGAAAUCGCUAUAGGACAAUAGGUGGGUUUUUUUUUUUUUCUUUUACUUUUUUCCUUCAUGUUUGAAGGAUCAGAGGGAAAAUGGACAAUACUCAGUAACCAAGAAUAUUCAAACCAGAAUGGUACUUCUGUAAAAUAAGGAGUGUGCAGGGGUUCAAUUUUCUAUCAUGAAUACAAUUCUGGAAACUGUUAAGCAAUACCCUUCUGUUAAACCUUAUUACUUUAGGGUUUCAUUAAGUAGCCGAACUAGAUCUAUGUAUUCCUAGAUUUCUUGGUAUUUACCUCACUCUUAUCUCUUUCAAAGAAAAUGGUUUCCUACCUCCUUCCCUUCCUACUUCCUCUCCCUUCCUUCCCCACUCCUUUUCUUCUUUUCUUUCUGUAUUUCUCUUUAAAAAAACACUUAAAUUUGGAAUCUUGGUAUAGGUUUUUUUUUUACUUUUAGACCCCAUGAAAUGUUAUAUGAAAAAGAAUAAAAAUAUUAAUUUAAGAGACUCUGGGAGUCUGACUAAAGUAAAGCUACAGGAUAAUAUUAGCCUUAUUACCCCCACAAGAUUUUUUAAAACUUGAGGUAAGUACUCAGAUUAAAUAAAUUUUCUAUUAUAUAAAAUUUUUAUCAACACUAAACUUUUAAAGUUUACCAGAUUUUUUUUUUUGCUUUUUUAAGGUAUUUUCUAGAGUAAAAAAAGAUUAAAAUGUACUUCUAGUUAUCAAUAAUUGCAUGGUAAUACUUAUCCUGAUUCAUAUGCUGGGUUCCCUAUGGAAAAUGAUUAAAAUAUAUGUGUUUCAGGUAGAUGACAGCUAUGCAGCACAUAAAUCUACACGGAGCGCAUGCAAUUUAAAUACAUCAUGCUUAAGACCUUCCACAAAAUAUUUUCAUCAAAGAGGUCUAUAUUUAGAUGAAAACACAACCUGAAUUUCCCCUCAUUGUUCUUGCAUGCUCUCCACUUUACCAUCUUUGAUGUCCCUUUUUAUCCUGCUCAUAUGACCAUAUAAACCUCAGAGAAUUCACGGUUCUUGAGGGCUGUUAAGAAGCAACCCCAUAAAUAAGAAUAUUAUGUCUCUGGGACCAUACUGAGCAGUAAGAAAACAAAACACAAAAUGCUUUGUAUCAGUACCCACUUCUUAAUGUAGAUUUUUGAUAUGUGAAAAAUAAAUAAUGCAGUGGUUGUUUCUGUCACGAAAAUGAAUCUUUUUUUUACAGAAUGAAGCUGCUGAGCUAGACUUGGAUAUUUGGGUAGUGAAGCAGCAAUGGCAAUCUUGAGUCUAUCAUUGUAUAAUUUUAGUAAAAGAAAACAGUAAUUGUCAGCUAGCCUGCUAAGGAAAUGCAGCUUUGAGUUGGCACUGAGGAUGUGUGUGUACCCCACACUAUUCCAGGGUUUCGGAAACCCUUUCAUUCUGGUACAAGAGUUGGGGGUAUAACUUUUAUACUUGAAUCUACCUACCAAGUUUACAUUUCUCAUUUCCUUUUUAAGGUGCUAUUUCUGUAAUUUAAAUAAAUUUUCUUCCCCAAUAUAAAGCUGCUUUCUGUUUAUCUUAUUGCACUGCUAGUUUUAUGUAGGUUUUAAUUUUAUUGCUGCUUUCUGCUUUCAUUUUCAUAUUACUUAGUUCUCUUUUUUUUUCCUAAUGGCUAUAUUUUCUAUGGGUGUCUACUUGUAACU